Molecule: messenger RNA, 576 nt
Organism: Cornus florida
Lineage: Eukaryota; Viridiplantae; Streptophyta; Magnoliopsida; Cornales; Cornaceae
Product: LEAF RUST 10 DISEASE-RESISTANCE LOCUS RECEPTOR-LIKE PROTEIN KINASE-like 2.5
Exons: 1
Coding region: 1-552 (183 amino acids)
Molecular function (GO): polysaccharide binding
Source: RefSeq, a predicted model, not a curated record
AUGGCAUAUGUCACUAAAGCCACCCUCCAAAUUAUUAGUAUUCAACUUUUAGAAUACCAACCACUUCAUUUGGUAGUAAAUAAUCCACCUCUCCAUGACUCUCCACCGUCCACUACUCUCUCCUCAACACUCUCUCUCUCCACUUCAUUUGUCACCGCCGUCCCCCUCCUCUUCUCCGCCCACCUCACCACCUCCUCCGCCGCCGACGAUGUCACUUACCCAAAUUGCACCAACACCUUCACUUGCGGUUCCCUCCAAAACAUCACCUACCCCUUCACCGGCGGCGACCGCCAGGUCCACUGUGGGCCACCGGAUUUCCACCUCAGCUGCCGCGACAGUACCACCGAGUUCACCACCAAUUCGGUGACCUAUCGUGUUCUCCAAAUCAACCAGAGUGAGAAAGCCCUAACCCUAGCCAGGUCGGAUCUAUGGAACAACACUUUGUCCCCAGAAAUUCAUCAAUUCCACUCUCAAUUCUUCGGUUUUCGAUACGACUGCGGGGAAUGUGGAUCUCACUUUGAUCUACGGCUGUUCUUCGAUUCUGAUCGUUAGGCCUCUCAAUCUUUUUAGCUGCAA